Messenger RNA from Ilex paraguariensis (yerba mate), 486 nucleotides. The record is from the annotation of a GenBank genome assembly. NCBI's taxonomy places the organism in Eukaryota, Viridiplantae, Streptophyta, Magnoliopsida, Aquifoliales, Aquifoliaceae.
AUGGAGGCUCGAGAAUUCUCACACAUAGACGCCGAAUCAAACGAGGAGACAUCCGAAAUGCUCUUCACUAAGCGCCGUUGCGGUUAUUGCAUACCUUGUUUCGGUUCCUCCAACGGAUCAUCGCCGAAUUUGAACUGGUGGAGAAGAAUCCGAACACCGGAGAGGGACGACGGAUCGUUCUGGGUUCGAGGGAUCGGCGUCUUCAAGAAGCUGCGCGAGUGGUCGGAGAUCGUCGCUGGUCCGAGAUGGAAGACUUUCAUACGACGAUUCAAUCGGAACAAGAGUGGUGUAAUCAGCAGGAAUGCGAAAUUCCAGUACGAUCCUCUGAGUUACGCGCUUAAUUUCGACGAAGGGCCAGGGCAGAACGGGAAUCCUGAGGAGGAGAUAGAUUACAUCUCUCGGAAUUUCUCGUCAAGGUAUGCUUCGGUUCCGGUGUCCGCCAAGACGUCGAUGGACCUCGGCAAGGACGAUCCCACUUUCGUUUAA